This is a messenger RNA of Rhinichthys klamathensis goyatoka, 828 nucleotides long. It is a transcript of the gene chrac1, whose product is annotated as chromatin accessibility complex subunit 1. Lineage: Eukaryota; Metazoa; Chordata; Actinopteri; Cypriniformes; Leuciscidae. Bases 16 to 375 code for a protein of 119 amino acids. Gene Ontology annotation, molecular function: protein heterodimerization activity. The record is from RefSeq and is a predicted model, not a curated record. Gene Ontology annotation, cellular component: CHRAC; nucleus. The transcript has 3 exons.
GCUGCUAAGAGAAACAUGUCUGAUAGAAACAUGGAGGAGAAAGUUGAGCAAGCUACAAACAGUAAAAAUAUAUCUCUGCCAAUGUCGAGGGUGCGAUUAAUCAUGAAAAGUUCUCCCGAUGUGUCCUGUAUUAACCAGGACGCUCUUUUCUUGACGACUAAAGCAACGGAGCUUUUUGUCCAGCACUUGGCUCUGUCUUCAUAUAAAAACGGUUCCGGUAAAGGGACAAACACACUGUCAUACAGUGAUCUGGCCAGGGCAGCAGAGGAGUCGGAAACAUUUCAGUUUUUAACUGAUAUCCUUCCUAAGAAAAUCUUGGCCAGAGAUUAUCUGAAGUCACUGGAAGAAAUGGACAAAGAUGAUGACAACCUGUAGUGAUAAAUAGCAAGUCGGAGGAAAUCACUGUGAACUGGUUCUGACCACUUUACUAGAACAGUGGAUAAAGUCAUAGGACGUUGUCUUACAAAUAAGGAGAUUUCACCCAAAGAGUUGUUGUUUUAGAGAGGUAACAUACAUGUUUUACUUACUGUAGUAGUCUGUAUGUUUUAGCACCCACUUACACUAUGCUGUUUAAAAUGUUCAAUAGCCGCUUCAGAUUCACAACUGAACCACUGAGAGCACAGGAAACCAGUAUACGUGCUGCUGUGUCAUGCAUUGGUGGUGUUUUAUUACUACUUGACACCAUGAUUUGUAUGUUUUGUGAAGAUUUUUUUUUUAUUCAGCUGCAACAAUCCAAACAUCUAUACAGUCCAUUUCAUUCAUUGUGAAAUUAGACUUUGCUUAUGCGUCUUCUAAAUAAAAUUAUAUUUCUCAGGGUUUAGAGAGGUG